Messenger RNA from Endocarpon pusillum Z07020, 1497 nucleotides. Its product is annotated as GMP synthase. Gene Ontology annotation, molecular function: ATP binding; GMP synthase activity; GMP synthase (glutamine-hydrolyzing) activity. The coding region runs from base 1 to 1497 and encodes 498 amino acids. NCBI's taxonomy places the organism in Eukaryota, Fungi, Ascomycota, Eurotiomycetes, Verrucariales, Verrucariaceae. The transcript has a single exon. Gene Ontology annotation, cellular component: cytosol. Gene Ontology annotation, biological process: GMP biosynthetic process. The record is from RefSeq and is a predicted model, not a curated record.
AUGUUACCAUGUACCCAAAAGAUCGCCGAACUGCCUUUCAAACCCAAAGGUGUAAUCCUCUCGGGCGGGCCUUAUUCGGUUUACGAAGCCAAUGCGCCUCACGUUGACCCAGCUCUCUUUGAGCUUGGUGUACCGAUACUGGGCAUAUGUUAUGGUCUGCAAGAGCUGGCAUGGCACCAUGGAAAGAAUGUGCUGGCUGGCGAGAAACACGAAUAUGGUCACGCAUAUCUCACAAUUGAGAGACAUUCUGAAUCAGAAGAGCACAUUGACCGACUGUUCAAGGGAAUGGAAAAGGAGAUGGAGGUGUGGAUGUCUCAUGGUGACAAGCUGUCGAAACUGCCAGACAACUUUCAUCCUAUCGCUUCAACUUCGAACGCCCCAUUCGCCGGUAUUGCAAGCACAUCCAAGCCUUAUUUUGGCAUUCAAUUCCACCCAGAAGUCACUCAUACACCUAAAGGCAAACAGGUAAUCUCCAAUUUUGCUAUCGAGAUCUGCAAGGCUCGUCCAGAUUGGACAAUGGAGAAGUUUGUUGACAAGGAAAUCGAGCGUAUUCGGGUGAUGGUUGGCAAGAAGGGCCAGGUAAUUGGCGCUGUGAGCGGCGGCGUCGAUUCUACUGUUGCCGCGAAAUUGAUGCAAGAAGCUAUUGGCGAUCGUUUCCAUGCUGUCCUCGUUGACAAUGGCGUCAUGCGUCUAGAUGAAGCCAGAACCGUCAAAGAAACCCUGACACAGCAUCUUGGUAUCAACUUGACAGUAAUUGAUGCCAGCGAUCUGUUCCUGGGAAGGCUAAAGGGGAUUUCAGACCCGGAGAAGAAGCGCAAAAUCAUUGGCAAUACCUUCAUUGAGGUCUUUCAGAAUCAAGCAAAGGAGAUCGCCAAGGCGGCAGCCAAUACACCUCAAGCAGGAGAUAUAGAAUGGUUACUACAAGGCACCCUUUAUCCAGAUGUGAUCGAAAGUGUAUCCUUCAAAGGUCCAAGUGCCACUAUCAAGACACAUCACAACGUCGGUGGUCUGCUUGAGGGGAUGCAUCUGAAACUCAUCGAACCAUUACGAGAGUUAUUCAAAGACGAAGUUCGUGCUCUAGGUACCAAUCUGGGCAUACCUGAAGAUCUGGUGUGGCGUCAUCCAUUUCCUGGCCCUGGAAUCGCAAUCCGCAUCCUCGGUGAAGUUACUCCUGAACAGGUCCGUAUUGCACGUGAAGCGGACAAGAUAUUCAUCGACGAGAUUCAAGCUGCGGGCUUGUAUCGGAAGAUCAGCCAAGCAUUCGCAGCAUUGUUGCCUGUCAAAGCGGUUGGAGUAAUGGGUGACAAGCGAGUACAUGAUCAAGUCAUUGCUCUGCGGGCUGUUGAAACUAUUGAUUUCAUGACGGCGGAUUGGUAUCCAUUCGAUGGUCAAUUUCUAAAGAGAGUGAGCAGGAGGAUCGUCAACGAGGUAAAUGGUGUGGUGCGGGUCCUUUACGACGUGACCAGCAAACCUCCAGGGACCAUAGAAAUGGAGUGA